GUACUUAUACUUGUUGAUCAGUUUGUUUCACACUAUCUUAGAAGAAGUACACAGAACAAUCUAUCAAAAUGAAAUUAUUAGCAAUUUUGUUAUUCAUAUUCGGUAUCUGCCUUAUGGCGCACGGAUGGACCUCCAGGGCACAUGUAGAGAUGGAUCCAGAGGACCCAGAAGUUUGUUUGUAUGAGAAAGUUGGAAAAUUUAGAGUUGGAGAGUCCGUAUCAUUACAUCCAAAUACAUGUGCAGAAGCAACAUGUGGACAUGGAAUCGUAACAACACACGGAUGCGGAGUCGUUGAUGCCAAGCCGCCGUGUAUCGUCAGGCGUGAAAAUCUCAGUAAACCAUACCCCGAUUGCUGCCCAACAAUUAAUUGCCCACAAAACUAACAAUUUAGUGAUGUUAGCGACAUAAAUAUUUCUCCCGAUGUGAUUUAAUCCGAUUUAUAGGCUAAAUGUGUUUUGUUUAUUAUGAUUUAUCUAGCAAAAUAAAAUGUUCGAAGUUGACAAUAA
This is a messenger RNA of Photinus pyralis (common eastern firefly), 506 nucleotides long. RefSeq lists its product as uncharacterized. Bases 69 to 383 code for a protein of 104 amino acids. The record is from RefSeq and is a predicted model, not a curated record. The transcript has 3 exons. Lineage: Eukaryota; Metazoa; Arthropoda; Insecta; Coleoptera; Lampyridae.